Messenger RNA from Arachis duranensis, 2166 nucleotides. RefSeq names its product U-box domain-containing protein 35-like. Gene Ontology annotation, biological process: protein phosphorylation. The coding region runs from base 1 to 2166 and encodes 721 amino acids. Gene Ontology annotation, molecular function: protein kinase activity; ATP binding. The record is from RefSeq and is a predicted model, not a curated record. NCBI's taxonomy places the organism in Eukaryota, Viridiplantae, Streptophyta, Magnoliopsida, Fabales, Fabaceae. The transcript has 8 exons.
AUGGUGGCUGUAGACAAAGAUAAGAACAGUGUUGAUGCAUUUCGUUGGGCCACUGAGAAUAUUGAUAAUCCAAUCGUCAUUGCUGUUCAUGUCAAGGAUAAAGAAAUUCCUCAUCAGGGCAAGAAUGUUUUCCCACCUGAUGAAGAAGAUUUAGAAAAUAUUUUCAAUCAAUUGCGUCAAGAGUGUCAUCCUAAAGUCCUAAAGAUGAAAGAAGCUGUAAUACAUGAUAGUGAUCCUGUUAAAGCAAUAAUAGAAUAUGCAGAAAGGAAUCGUGUUCAUACCCUUGUUCUUGGUGCACCAACCGGCUCCAACAAGAAGAACACUUUGGCAAAAUCUCUCUCUCUUCAAUUCACCAAGUCAUCAAGCAAGAAAGUGAAAGGCGUAGAAGUAGCAACAGGUGUAAUGAGAGCAGUCCCAGAAUACAUAUCAGUGUAUGUAAUUAAAAAGGGAAAGAUAGUGGCAGCAAGAGCAUCAACACACCCAUUGAUUGGGGCAACACCACCAAGACAAUCUAGUGUUGAUUCUCUUCAAUAUGACUUGGAAAAUAAAAGGGCAUCAUUAGUACCACCACAAUUGAUUAGAGGAUUAAGCACCAACAGUUGUAGUAGAUCUGAAAGAAUAAUGAAUGAUAACAUGAGAAGGAGAUUUUCAAGGUUGGAUUCAAUGGCGGAGAGCGUUGACCUAACUAGUUAUCGACAAAGGUUAUCAAUGACCCAUGAUGAAUCAUCAAAAGCCUUUGACUUCAAUUACUCUCCUUCUAAUUGGGUCAUUGAUGAUUCUUCCGACAAAAUCUCUCCUAUCACAAAUUCCCCCCAAACGUUGAAAAGCUCAAGAUCCAAAAGAGAAAAGAGUGACGUUGAAGCUGAGAUGAAUCAAUUGAAGCAAAUGCUGAAGCAAACUAUGGACUUGUACAGUGUAGCUUGCAAAGAAGCAAUUGCAGCCCAAAAUAAGGCUAGAGAAAUUAAUCAAUGGAAAUUGAAAGAGGCGCCUAAGAUUGAGCAAGCUAGGCUAGCCGAAGAGGCGGCCAUGGCACUAGCCGAGGAGGAGAAGGCUAAGGCGAAGGCGGCGAUGGAAAAGGCAGAUGAAGCCAUGAAAAUGGCUGAAGAAGAAGCAAAGAAAAGAGCAGAAGCAGAGAGGAAGGCUAAAUUGGAGGCAGAAGAGAAAGAGAGGGCCUUAAAUGUUUUGGCUUAUAAGGAUUUUAGGUACAGGAAAUACACCAUUGGGGACAUUGAAAAAGCUACUAAUAAUUUCUCCCUAUCAUUGAGAAUUGGUGAAGGUGGAUAUGGACCUGUCUUUAAAGGCCAACUUGAUCAUACCCCUGUUGCUAUCAAAAUUCUGAGACCUGAUGCUUCACAGGGCAGGAGACAGUUUCAUCAAGAGGUUGAGGUAUUAUGCAGCAUUAGGCAUCCUAAUAUGGUCCUUCUCCUUGGUGCUUGCCCUGACUAUGGAUGCUUAGUGUAUGAAUUCAUGGAUAAUGGUAGCUUAGAAGAUAGACUAAUCCGAAAAAAUAAUACCCCUCCUCUCUCAUGGCCAAAACGGUUUGAAAUAGCGGCCGAAAUAGCGACCGCAUUACUCUUUCUUCAUCAGGCUAAACCGGAGCCAAUCGUGCACCGAGAUCUUAAACCGGCCAACAUUCUCCUCGACCGGAAUUUCGUAAGCAAAAUAAGUGACGUCGGCCUAGCCAGACUAGUGCCGCCGUCCGUGGCCGACUCCGUGACACAAUACUACAUGACCACGGCCGCCGGCACCAUGCAUUAUAUUGAUCCGGAGUACCAACAAACCGGAAAACUAACAACAAAAUCGGAUGUAUACUCAUUGGGAAUAAUGUUACUUCAAAUAAUAACGGCUAAGCCUCCAUUAGGGUUAACUCAUCAAGUUAAAAGAGCAAUUGAAAAGGGUCAAUUUUCUAAUAUUCUUGAUCCUUCCAUAAAUGAUUGGCCAGUUGAAGAGGCACUAAGCUUUGCUAAAUUGGCAUUGCAAUGUUCGGAGCUAAGAAAAAAAGAUAGGCCAGAUCUUGGAACAGUUGUAGUGCCAGAAUUGGAUCGUUUAAGAAACUUUGGAUAUGAAUCAAUUGGCCAUAACAAUAUUCUUCCUUUUAGCAACUUCUAUCAUGCAACAUCAUUACUCCCACCUCGUUCACCUACACAAGUCAUCAACAAUAUUUAA